Messenger RNA from Drosophila gunungcola (fruit fly), 756 nucleotides. RefSeq lists its product as uncharacterized. Lineage: Eukaryota; Metazoa; Arthropoda; Insecta; Diptera; Drosophilidae. The transcript has 3 exons. The record is from RefSeq and is a predicted model, not a curated record. The coding region runs from base 175 to 756 and encodes 193 amino acids.
UUAAAAGCAAAAACCACUUGGCUCUUUAAGGUUCGUGAGUCGUCGCGGGAUUCCGGAGAAGGUGUGGUGCGACAACGCCACCAACUUCGUCGGCGCAGAUCGCCACAUGAGAGAGUUCCGAGCCCGUCUGAAGGAGCAGGGGGACGGUAUCGAAACAUUCGCAUCAAAAAAAGGAUGCGAGUUUGCGUUCAUACCGCCCAUAGCACCGCACUUCGGCGGACUAUGGGAGGCAAAGUCUGCAAAGCACCUGUUCCUUCGGACGGUAGGCCAAGACCUCUUGACCGCGGAGGAGCUCGAAACUCUGCUCACCAGCGUGGAGGCCGUGCUCAACUCCAGGCCCCUCGGAGCCCUGACCCCGGGCAUCUGCUCAUUGGCGGCCCUCUUCUGGCCCCACCAUCAGCGGCGUUCCCGGACCAGAUCAGCCUGACCUGCUUGCGACGAUGGCGAGGUUUCUCGUCCCUCAGGCACAGGUUUCGGCAGCGAUGGUCCCGGGAGUACAUCUCCAGCCUCCAGCAGCGAUCCAAGUGGCACCAGGGCAACAUGGGAGCGCUCGUCGUCGUCGCAGAAGACAACCUUCCGCCCCAGCAGUGGAGAAUAGGUCGAGUGGUAGCGGUGCAUGCCGGCGCCGAUAGCAAGGUUCGCGUGGCGGACGUCACGACGCAGGACGGGGAGUAUCGGCAAGCUGUCCACCGACCCUGUUGCCCGUUCUGGACUGAAGGACCUGGAGACACUUUAGGAACAGUAAGGGCCUUUUAA